Cuscuta campestris is the source of this 460-nucleotide messenger RNA. The record is from the annotation of a GenBank genome assembly. Lineage: Eukaryota; Viridiplantae; Streptophyta; Magnoliopsida; Solanales; Convolvulaceae.
UGCACCUAUUCUUCGUAUUCGAAAUACAAUUAAAAAUCAUCUACUUAAAAUAAUCCACAACCUAAAAUUAAUUGCGUAAUUACGCUAGCUAUACGCACAUCGACAUGAGCAACUACGCCGAGAACAAAGUGUAUCCGCCACCAGCCACCGGGUAUCCGUCAGAACCGCGGGGUAGUUACAUGGUUCGGCCGCCUCCAGUUGGUUAUCCGAUGAAAGACGGGAACCAGAGCCAGGCGCCGGCUACGGCCACCACCACCCAGGCCAGAGGUGAUGGUUUCUGGAAAGGAUGUUUUGCUGCCCUUUGCUGUUGCUGUUUGUGUGAGGCUUGUUUUUGAGGACAUUAUUGGUCGAUAUUCUUCCUAUACCUUUGCUAAACGUUCCAAAUCCAAUGUAAAUUGGGAAAGUUCUUUCCUAAUUUGUGUAAUAUAACUCUAGUGUGUAAUAAAAUACCGUCCGUUUG